Messenger RNA from Pseudophryne corroboree (corroboree frog), 2186 nucleotides. It is a transcript of the gene ZCCHC7, whose product is annotated as zinc finger CCHC-type containing 7. Gene Ontology annotation, cellular component: TRAMP complex. The record is from RefSeq and is a predicted model, not a curated record. Lineage: Eukaryota; Metazoa; Chordata; Amphibia; Anura; Myobatrachidae. Bases 104 to 1948 code for a protein of 614 amino acids. The transcript has 9 exons. Gene Ontology annotation, biological process: nuclear polyadenylation-dependent CUT catabolic process; nuclear polyadenylation-dependent snRNA catabolic process; nuclear mRNA surveillance of mRNA 3'-end processing. Gene Ontology annotation, molecular function: RNA binding; zinc ion binding.
AACAGGCGAGCCAGCUCGGCAGCACGGGUCUAUCUGUGUCUCCUUCAAUAUACCUGGUACUACUCCUGUACGCAGAAGCACACACACUGAGAGCGGAACCAAUAUGCUGAAUCCCAGGGAACCUCCUGGCAGUUACACCGUCCCCACCACGUGCAGUAGGAUCCUGCUCUGUCUGCUUCCUGCGGCAACUUCCUGUGGUUGCCCCAGUGCUGAUGCCCAUGUGGAGCCGGCGCUAUCAGCUGACAGAACUUACCUCACUAUGUUUAAUGAUGAGAGGGACGUGAUUGCAUAUGAAGAUGAGUUGUACCGUGAAGAGUCUUCAAGUGAUGAGAGCAUUGACAGUGAAGUGGAAUGUUACCUGUAUAGCCAGGUGCACUAUUCCCAGAAUCUCAAUGAAGCCGACAUAGAAGAGUUGGAGGAAAAUGGUCAGGGGGUAGAGGUUGGUGUUUCAGAGAGGAUACAAAAUUUGAAUUACAACAACUCCAGACAGAAGGAUAGUGUGAUUGCCAUUCCUGACAGUGAUGACAUAAAGGCUUCAGACUCUUCUGCAGUUAUUAUACUGUCUGACAGUUUGGAUGAAGACAGUGUGUAUUAUUCCAAGAUUAAAGGGAAACUAUUGAGAACAGAAGAGCAACCGGGGAACCAGUCUACUCCCAAAGCAUCUACCGCUAAAAAAAAAGUGUCCAGAGUUCAGAGGUCAAAAUCUCUAAACUCUAGUAAAAGUUACAAAGGUGGAGUUGUCCAGGAAGUUGUUGUGAUUAGGGGAAGUUCAGAGGAAGAGGAUGUUCAUGUUGGGGAAGAAGAGCUGUCAACGUCAGAUAGUGAACAAAGUGGUGUGGAAAGCUGGAUGCUGCUGGGAAGAGCAAGAGAGGAUGGUGAUACCAGUAUUCAGUUAAAUCUUGAGGGAUGUAGACGUUUUUCCAGUGAAGGUGAUGGUGGAAUUCAGUGGUCCGUUAGUGAAAAAGAUUCAGAGGCUCAAAUCGCUAAUUAUUCGCCAUUCAGACGUGUGAACAACCGGUACUACACAGGAGACAAGAAUGUUGUGUGCAGGAACUGUAAUCGGCAGGGCCAUCUGUCCAAAAAUUGUCCUGUUCCUAAGAAAUUGCCGGCUUGCUGCCUUUGUGGUAAGCGUGGACACUUGCAGUACUCUUGCCCAGCCCCUUACUGUUCAAACUGCUUCUUGCCUGGUCAUGGCUAUAAAGAUUGUACAGACCGACCUCACUGGCAGAAGAAUUGCCAUCGUUGUUCUAUGACUGGUCACUAUGCUGAUGCUUGCCCAGAAAUAUGGAGGCAGUACCACCUAACUGUGGUCCCGGGACCAGCCAAAAGAUCCAUGUCUGCCUCCAGCCCGAAGGAUGUAAUCUACUGCUGUAACUGUGGCAGGAGAGGUCAUUGUGGAUAUGAGUGCAAUGAGAGGCGAAUGUACAGUUCAGUAUUCCCCAGUUGUGAGCUUGUGUUUACAUAUGAUGAGAAGCAUGACAUCUGGAGCAGAAAGCAUAGAGCAAAACGCAAGAUUAAAGAACUUCAAGAAGCUGGACUCUUGCCAUCACAGAUUAGCGUAUCAAAAGUAGAUAUUUCACAAAUUCCAAAACGACAUUGGAAAAAGCCCAGAAGAGAUAUCAAAUGGCGACACAAAGAAGUAAACCAGGAAUUGUACACUCUGAGACAAUUAAAACAUCAAAAGAAAAGCAGCAAGGCUGUACACAGUCAAGAAAGAGAAGAAUAUUUUCCUAGAGGAAAAUCCGAUAAGUCUGGUGGGGCCAGAAGACCACAUGCAAAGAAAAAAUCUCAACACUUUUUAUUUAAAGAUGGUCGUAAGAAAGUGGAAGUAGAUGGGCAAUUAAAGAAAAACAAGAAGAAACACAGGAAAAGAAAGAAUACCACAGUUGAUGAAAGUUUACUUAGAAUUAAGCAGAGGAAAAAAAAAUCCAAGAAAGGUGUUGACUAGAAUCAGAACAGCUUUUAAGAAUUUUAUGUCCUCUGACUCACUAAUUUUAUGGUAAAAUUGGUAAAUUACACAAAUUCAAAACAUGGGACAACAAGGAUUUCCUCCAGUUCUUUCCUGAUCGUUGAUCUGAGUUUUCCACACACAAUUAAAAAAGGGUUACAAUGCCAAAUUAAUAUCAAGUUGAGAUCUGUGUAGUUUUUCUUUUUGAUAAGAGAUUAAAAUAAAAAAAUGCAACUUA